AAGAAAUAAAAGCGGAACAAGCACAACAAUCCUGAAACGGAGCAAUGGCGCGUACGCUUAAAAACAAAACACCCUCUUAGGAUAGCUCAGUGCGAUCCAAAGUUGAAAUAUUUCAACCGACACAGCAGUGUCACUGCAGUUGAGUGUAAAAAAUGGACGAAAUUGCGAUGGAAUCGGCUGAGUCUUUUGGAUGUGAAGCUCAGCUCGGAGUCGCCGAAGCUUGGGAAACCGUCACAGCUGCUCUGAUGUCCGAGGGCAGCAGGCCAGAAGAUCGCGACCUGUCGGCCAGUGUGGAGGUGUUGUGCGGUCAGGGUGCCGCUCGGCUUCUUGCCAGUUGGCUGCUGGAGACGCUGCAGAUGCGCCUGUCCUCCUCAGUUGUUCCAGAGUUUUGGUGCGGACUCAAUCAGAUGGAGAAUGAAGUGGACGAGAGGGGUCGGGUCUGGGUUCUCCUCACCGCUUUCCGGACGUUGCUGGAACGACUGCAGCCGUUUUUGGUGGGCCUGGAGCAGUUGGGGGCGUGGCAAGAUGAGGACCCGUCUGAUGUGUGUGGCACGGGACCUCGGGGCCUCCAGGAGCGCGCCUUCACCAUCAUCAGAGGCUUGCUCCUCUUCCCGCCUUCGCAGCUUCUCCAAGACAGAGUGCUGGGCUUCUACAGCAGGACCUUCGCCGUCUACAUAGCGCGGAAGGGACAUGCCCACGGGGACAAUGAGGGGCGUGCCCCUGAGGUUGGCGAAUGCAGCGGAUGCGAGGUCCCCGUCGGCAAGUGUUGGUGUCAGGAAGCUCUCAAACAUCUGCAGGAGCUCGGCCACAUCCUGUCCAGGGUGGAGCUCUUGGAAUGGGUCAGCUGCGACGCCCUCACGUCCAUCUUGCACCGCCUCAUCGAGCAGUGGCUGGAGCAGCACUGCCGGGGCGAGUAUGAGCGAUCCUUUCUGGAUGACUUCCAACAGUGGUUGGAGCUGGUGGUAGGUUGGCUGGGUCAGGUGUUCUCCAGCCAGCAGGUCCGCGACAGUCCCCCGGAUCCCGCCGUGCCGGCGAGCUCGGUGCUGAAGCAGUGGCGUUGUCACAUGCAUCAGUUCUUCUGCAGGAUCUACGUCAACAUGAGGAUAGACGAGCUGUUCAGCAUCAUCCGAGAAUUCCCGGAAUCCAAAGCGGCAAUUGAAGACCUCAAGUUCUGUCUGGAACGAACCAACCAGCGCCAGCAACUCCUCACGUCGCUCAGGUCUACUUUUGAGAAUCGCUUGCUGCACCCUGGCGUCCACACGUCGGACAUCCUCACCGUUUAUAUCUCGGCCAUAAAGACCCUACGAGAACUGGACCCCUCCAUGGUGGUUCUGCAGGUGGCCUGCCAGCCCAUCAGGAAGUAUCUCAGGACGCGCGAAGACACGGUCCGCCAGAUCGUGGACGGUCUGACAGGUGACGCGGUGACGGGUUGCACCGACCUGGCCUCGGAGCUUUCCCGAGGCGACCCCGUCACAUUGGAGAUGCAGGACAGCGACGAGGAGGCCGGCGACCCUGAGAGCUGGACUCCCGACCCCACCGACGCCGUGGCCGACAAGUCGGGCUCCAAACGACGCUCGUCGGACAUCAUCAGCCUGCUGGUUAGCAUCUACGGCAGCAAGGACAUCUUCAUCAACGAGUACCGCACCGUGCUGGCCGACAGGCUGCUGCAUCAGCUCAACUACAACACCGCCAGGGAAAUCAGGAACGUGGAGCUGCUGAAACUUCGCUUUGGAGAAUCGCACAUGCACUACUGUGAGGUCAUGCUGAAGGACAUGGCCGACUCUCGCCGCAUCAACAGCAACAUCUGCGAGGAGGAAGAGGAGGAAGGGGAGGAGCCACGGCAGAAUGGGGAGGAUCCUCAGCCACCCUCGUGGCUCUCGGCCCUCAUCCUGUCUUCUGAGUUUUGGCCGCAGUUGAAGGAGGAAAAGAUGGAGAUGCCUGCCAUCGUGCAACGUGCCACCGAAGCCUACACGCGACGAUACGAGAAGCUCAAGGCCAUGCGGACUCUCAGCUGGAAGCCUCAUUUGGGCUCUGUCACACUGGACGUGGAGCUGGAGGACCGAACGGUCAGCAACGUCACCGUGUCGCCGCUGCACGCCGCCAUCAUCCUGCACUUCCAGGACAAAAGUAGUUGGACCUUAGAGGAGCUGAGCACUGCCCUGAGCGUCCCCAAGGAGGCGGUGCACAGGAAAUUGGCGCUAUGGCAGCAACACGGCGUCCUACGCGAGGAAAGCGCCGGCCGCUACUCGGUGCUAGAGACGGCGUCAUCCUGCAAGGACAAAACGGAGCGCGGCGCCGUCAUGAUGAUCGACAGCGACGACGAGCGCGACUCCAACACCACCACGCAGACGCAGCAGAAAGAGGAGAAGAUGCAGCUGUUCUGGGCGUACAUCCAGGCCAUGCUGACUAACCUGGACAGCAUGACGCUGGAGCGCAUCCACUCCAUGCUUCGGAUGUUUGUGGUGUCGGGACCCGCCGUCACCGAGAUGGACGUCGCAGAGCUGGAGGCCUUCCUGCAGCGCAAGGUCCGCGAGCACCAGCUCGUCGUCUCCGCCGGCGUCUACAGGCUGCCCAAGACCACCUGACCAAAAGGGGGUGGGCGCCACCGCCUUGCUCACGAAGAAAUUAGGAUUCCUGCAACUUCAUGAGUGCCUCUGCUCAUUUUUCUCCAAAUAGACAUUUUUUUUGGUUUUGAGAUAAGGGGAAAUUUGAGGCAAGUGCACUUCCGAUUCAUACCACUAGAAAGCAGCAUCACACUCAAGGAAAGAUAGCCAAAUCAUUAGGUACAUACAUGAGGUUAACUUCAUCAGUUAGUUUGGCCAAACCAUUUUGGAUUCAAGACUUUAUUUGUACAGUUGCUAAGCAACAGAAUUAAGUUUAAAAAAAACACAGUUAGGCCACUGGUCACGUUUGUGUUAAGUGUGUGCACAGAUUAUGGCACACAGUAAGUGCAAAUAAAACGUUUGUUCUGCCA
Messenger RNA from Syngnathus acus (greater pipefish), 2974 nucleotides. RefSeq names its product anaphase promoting complex subunit 2 (gene anapc2). Bases 153 to 2585 code for a protein of 810 amino acids. The transcript is spliced from 14 exons. Gene Ontology annotation, molecular function: ubiquitin protein ligase binding. Gene Ontology annotation, biological process: ubiquitin-dependent protein catabolic process. Gene Ontology annotation, cellular component: anaphase-promoting complex. NCBI's taxonomy places the organism in Eukaryota, Metazoa, Chordata, Actinopteri, Syngnathiformes, Syngnathidae. The record is from RefSeq and is a predicted model, not a curated record.